UCCCAUCCUGUCCUCACUCAAUCCUGUCCUUCAAUUCUUCACCGGUCUCUCUCAUUUGUUCUUUUACUCAGUUCAUUCUGCCCGUGAAGCUCCCUGAUCCCCUAUACUAAGUGUCAGUGAAUCUGCACUACUAUUCCCUUCGACAAUGGCUGCUACUGGAACAUUUCGUAUGGUGUCUGAAGAAGAGCAGGCCAUGAGGUCAAAGCUGGAGCAUCUGACAGUGAAGGACCACGGACCUGUGUUUGGACCCUGUACUAAACUGCCUCCACACACAAUACAAAAGGCAAAGGAUGAACUAAACGAGACAGAGGAAAGCAGAGUGUCAUCUUUGAAGGGGCUGAGGGUCAUGAUGAAAGAAAAGGCUGGAGAGGGGGAUGACCUUGCCAAGAUGGUGCAGGAGCAUUUUGGGGACAAACCCGACUCCUUGCUGCUGCGCUUCAUCAGAGCACGCAAGUUUGAUGUGACCAGAGCCCACGAACUCCUAAAGGGUUACGUGCGUUUCAGGAGGGACUACCCUGAGCUGUUUGAAAACCUGACCCCUGAGGCAGUCCGCAGUACCAUUGAGGCAGGCUACCCUGUAGUCUUGCCCAAGAGGGACAAGUAUGGCCGUGUGGUGAUCCUCUUCAACAUUGAGAACUGGGACCUGGAGGAGGUUACAUUUGAUGAGACACUGCGAGCAUACUGUGUGAUCCUGGAGAAGUUGUUGGAGAAUGAGGAGACCCAGAUAAAUGGUUUUGUCCUGAUAGAAAACUUUAAGGGUUUCACCAUGCAACACGCAUCUGGCAUCAAACCCACUGAACUCAAAAAGAUGGUGGACAUGAUGCAGGACUCGUUCCCGGCCCGUUUCAAGGCAGUGCAUGUGACCCACCAGCCCUGGUACUUCACAACCACUUACAACGUUGUCAAACCAUUCAUGAAAAGCAAGCUGCUGGAGAGGGUAUUUGUUCAUGGUGAUGAGCUAGAUGUCUACUUAAAGGACUUUGACGCCGACUUCCUGCCUGUAGACUUCGACGGGAAAGCCCCCAUUGCUGACUACAAGGCCAUAGCUACUAAGCUUUUUGGGUCAGAGGAUACAGCGCUCUAACUCUUAUAUUGUUUCCUAACAACACAAUGGCUGUAUAUAGGCAGCAACCCAUUCCAAAACCUACAACAGCUGGCACCUUACCCUGAAAAGUUAAAACUGACUAUAUGGGAGUUUCUAUCAUGACGCAUAUAGGGAUAUUCUGUUCCAUCAUUUCUUCCAGGGGGCAUCAAUAUAAAUGUCUUGAGUUAGGAGGCCAGCAGUUGAUUUUGGACUGGGUUAUAGAAAUAAGCAAUUAGGAAUAAAAAAAAAGACAACAUGGAGAGUAAAAGUACAGAAUGUAUUUGUAAGCACAGAAAAGUGUAUCUCCUCCAUAUGCAGAAGUUGAACUUUCAAACAAGCAGUGGGUAUUAGACAAUCCCUAGUGUAAGAACAUACAGAAUAGCAUUUGUUGAUGGUGAGACAACUUAACCGCUUAUUACUGUUUAUUACUGUUUUCUUAGCCUUAAAGGGUAUAAUUUUUAUUGUGCCUAGACUCAUCCUGCAAAAAAUAACAUAGAAUGUAUAUGGAAUAUAUUGAUAGAAGGACAAUAGAGCUAUGUAUUUAUAUCAAACUAGUUAACUAUGAAAUAAGAAAACAAAAUAUCAUAGAUGGUCUGUGAAAAAGUCCAAUUAAGUGAUUGCAAUUCCUGAACAAAGCCAUUGCUUGAAUGCCUUGUACUAUGGCAAUGAAUGGUGUGCCUAUCUUGGAUUACAUCUCUCUGUUACACCUGUUUCUUUAAUUUAUGGAAUAGGUUCACUAAUCCUGAAUUUACCUAACAAACCCUUAAAGAAAAAAAAUGGAAUUAGAUAAUGUUGAAAUAUAUUCUUGUUCUGUGGUAAAGACUAUUGUCACCUGCUGAAUAUCCAUUAGACUUGUUGUUAAAAUAUAUUUUCAAUAAAAUAUGUUUCAAUAUUG
Messenger RNA from Esox lucius (northern pike), 1979 nucleotides. It is a transcript of the gene rlbp1a, whose product is annotated as retinaldehyde binding protein 1a. The transcript is spliced from 8 exons. Gene Ontology annotation, molecular function: phosphatidylinositol bisphosphate binding. The record is from RefSeq and is a predicted model, not a curated record. Gene Ontology annotation, cellular component: membrane. NCBI's taxonomy places the organism in Eukaryota, Metazoa, Chordata, Actinopteri, Esociformes, Esocidae. The coding region runs from base 146 to 1084 and encodes 312 amino acids.